Messenger RNA from Peromyscus leucopus (white-footed mouse), 5225 nucleotides. RefSeq names its product hephaestin like 1 (gene Hephl1). NCBI's taxonomy places the organism in Eukaryota, Metazoa, Chordata, Mammalia, Rodentia, Cricetidae. Bases 1 to 3477 code for a protein of 1158 amino acids. Gene Ontology annotation, biological process: iron ion transport. Gene Ontology annotation, cellular component: plasma membrane. The record is from RefSeq and is a predicted model, not a curated record. The transcript has 20 exons. Gene Ontology annotation, molecular function: ferroxidase activity; copper ion binding.
AUGAUUGAUUUAGGGGUGGCAAGGUCUAAGCUCUGGGUUGACAGGGAAGUCAAGCCCCUCGACUUUGCUGGUGGGGUGCAGGAGUAUUUGGGGGAGAUGAGUGAGCUGAUGGGUCGGUCAGUGAACAUACUACAUUGGGAUUGUGGAAGAAUACUGGAACUAUGUGCCUCAGGGAAGGACGUUAUUACUGGGAAGAGCUUCUCAGAAGACAAACUUGCAACCCUAUUUCUUGAACGAGGGCCUAACAGGAUAGGCGGCAUCUACAAGAAGGCAGUUUAUAGACACUUCACAGACGGCAGCUACUCCACGGAGAUCCCCAAGCCCCCCUGGCUGGGGUUCCUGGGUCCCAUCCUGAGGGCAGAAGUGGGCGACGUGAUUGUUAUCCACCUGAAGAACUUCGCUUCCAGACCUUACUCUUUGCAUCCUCAUGGUGUUUUCUACAACAAGGAUUCAGAAGGAGCCUUGUACCCAGAUGGGACAUCUGGAAAGAACAAGGAUGACGACAUGGUCCCCCCUGGCCAAAACUACACCUAUGUCUGGCCAGUGAGAGAAGAAUAUGCACCCGCCCCAGCAGAUGCCAACUGCCUGACCUGGGUGUACCACUCACACAUUGAUGCCCCGAAGGAUAUCUGUUCUGGGCUGAUUGGACCCCUACUGGUGUGUAAGGAAGGUGUACUGAACAGAUACUCAGGGACAAGGAUUGAUGUAGAUCGAGAGUUUGUUAUCAUGUUCACCCUUGUGGAUGAGAACCAGAGCUGGUACCUGGAUGAAAACAUCAGGCAUUUCUGCACUGACCCGAAUUCCGUUGACAAAAGUGAUGCUGUUUUCCAGAGGAGCAAUAAGAUGCAUGCCCUCAAUGGAUUCCUUUUCGGAAACUUCCCUGAGCCUGAGAUGUGUGUUGGUGAAUCUGUGUCCUGGCACCUGUUUGGGAUGGGGAAUGAGAUAGACAUCCAUUCCAUCUAUUUUUAUGGUAACACCUUCAUCACCAGAGGGCACCGGGCAGAUGUUGUCAACCUGUUCCCAGCCACCUUCCUCACAACAGAAAUGAUAGUGGAGAAUCCAGGGAAAUGGAUGAUAACCUGCCAAGUCAGUGACCAUCUGCAAGCUGGUAUGCUGGGACAGUACAACGUGGGUAACUGCAGAAGUGAUGCUCCCCACCCGAAGAUGCAGGGUCAGCAGAGGCACUACUUCAUAGCAGCUGAGAAAGUCCUUUGGGAUUAUGGUCCCCAAGGCUACGAUAAGUUCACCGGAUUUCCCUUGAAUUCGUCUGGCAGAUGUUUUGAAGGGGAGCAGACAUCUCUGCAGAAUGACUUCUGCUCUGAUUUAUUUCUCCAAUCUCUUUUCAUCCUCUUCUCUGGCUUCCCAGGUCCAGUCAUCAAGGCAGAGGUGGGUGACACCCUGCUGGUGACCUUUGCUAACAAAGCUGACAAGGUCUACAGCAUUUUACCCCAUGGUGUGUUCUAUGACAAGGCGUCGGACGCAACUCCGAAUGUAGAUGGAUUUCUGAAACCAGGGGCUCAUGUCAAGCCAGGUGAAACCUUCACCUACAGGUGGACAGUGCCUGAGAGCGUCAGCCCGACAGAUGAAGACCCCCCCUGCCUGACCUAUCUUUACUUCUCAGCAGUCCAGCCAAUCAAGGACACUAGUGCUGGGCUCGUGGGGCCUUUGCUGGUCUGUAAAAAGGGUGCCCUCAAUGCCGAUGGGACACAGAAAGGAAUAGACAAGGAAUUUUACCUACUGUUCACAGUCUUUGAUGAGAAUCUCAGCAGGUAUAUUGAUGAAAACAUCCAGAAAUUUACUUGGCAUCCCUUCAGUGUUGACAAAGAAGACAAGGAAUUUGUGAAAUCCAACCGGAUGCACGCUAUUAAUGGCUACAUGUAUGGCAGCCAGCCAGGCCUCAGCAUGUGCAAGAAGGACAGAGUUUCCUGGCACUUGAUUGGAAUGGGCACUGACACAGACAUGCAUGGAGUUUAUUUUCAAGGCAACACCAUCCACCUACGAGGGACUCAUCGUGACUCCCUGGCUCUGUUUCCCCACAUGUCCACAACGGCAUUCAUGCAGCCAGACCAUGCAGGUAUUUUCAAGGUGUUCUGUUCCACUUUGCACCACUUCGUGAGAGGCAUGGGUCAGAUCUAUGAGGUCAACAGCUGUGGCAACAGGGACCCUUCUGAGCCGCCCUACGGGAUGCUAAGAACCUUUUUCAUCGCCGCUGAAGAGGUAGAAUGGGAUUAUGCCCCUAACAAAAACUGGGAGUUCGAAAAGCAGCACUUGGACGCAGGAGGGGAAAGACAUGGGGAUAUAUUUAUGAAUCACACUGAAAACUGGAUUGGCUCUCAGUACAAGAAGGUGGUUUACAGGGAAUACACGAAUGGAGAAUUUGUGGAGAUUAAAGCCCGGCCACCGAGGGAGGAGCACCUGCAACUCCUGGGCCCAAUGAUCCAUGCUGAGGUGGGGGACUCCAUCCUCAUCAUCUUUAAGAACAAAGCCAGUCGGCCCUAUUCCAUCACAGCCCAGGGUGUGGAAGAUUCAAACAGUGGGAAGCGUCUCGAAGUGCCUGUCACAAAGCCAGGAGAAAUAAAAACUUACAGAUGGAAUGUCCCCAAGAGAUCAGGUCCUGGGCCCUCUGAUCCUAACUGUAUCCCGUGGGUGUACUAUUCGACAGCAAACUUUGUCAAGGAUACAUACAGUGGUUUGAUGGGGCCUCUCAUCACAUGCCGAGAAGGGAUAUUGAACGAAAAGGGAAGAAGAAGUGACGUGGACUACGAAUUUGCUCUGUUGUUCCUGGUGUUUAAUGAGAAUGAAUCCUGGUAUCUGGAUGACAAUAUUAAGAAGUAUCUCAAUAAAGAUCCACGGGAUUUCAGGCGCACAGAUGAUUUUGAAGAAAGCAACAAAAUGCACGCCAUUAAUGGAAAGAUAUUUGGAAACCUCCCUGGCCUCAUAAUGAUGGAAGACACAAUGACUAACUGGUAUCUGCUGGGAAUAGGAAGCGAAGUGGACAUCCACACCAUCCAUUACCAUGCGGAGAGCUUUCUGUUCAAAAUAGAUAAGUCCUACCGAGAAGAUGUGUAUGAUCUCUUUCCCGGGACCUUUCAAACCAUUGAGCUGUUUGCUGAUCACCCAGGGACGUGGCUGCUGCAUUGCCACGUCUCUGACCACAUUCACGCCGGCAUGGAGACCACCUACACUGUCCUCCGGAACAUAGACAACAGGAUUCCAUAUUCCACCAAGUCCCCUUCUGGAGCAGGGUCCCAUGCUGUCACAGUGCCCUCCAAAGAACAACCUGGCAAGGAAGAACUCUAUUUCUUUGGCAAGAACUUGCGCCCAAGAGGAGCCAAGGCAGCCCUGGUCAUCCUUUUCAUCCUGGGACUCCUCCUUCUGGUCGCCAUUGUGAUUCUCUCCCUCAGACUCCGCUCUUGGAGGAGGCAGAUGGCUUACAGGGAGGUCCAGUCCUGUGCACUUCCCACAGAUGCUCUGUGAACGCUCUGGUCUUCCUCAGCAGGAGGGGUCAGCUUCCAUGACUGGCCGCACAGUGGCUAACAGGGAAACUGGACCAACGCGUUGUUCGCCAAGGAACUUUGACACUGUAUCCUAGAUCAGGCUUCUGAGCCUCUGGAAUGUCAUCCAAAGCAAUGUGCUUUUAUUUAUUUAUUUUUUAACUGGCUGUGAAUGAUUCUCAGGUAUAAAGUACACGAAAAAGGAGAAUGCACUGAAUUGGGAUCUACCAACCACCAGUCUGUUUGGUGAACAAUUCACUCAGGGGGUACCUUCUGAAAGAUGUUUUUAUAGUUUGAAAUCAAACAGUGCUUCCUCAGCUAGACACUACGGUUUCUAGACGAGUGGCUUCUAGAAAAUAUCAGGGUGCCUGGGACAACGGUCUGUCUGGAAUCACACUAACAAGUGAGAUUGGCCCCUCAGUUGUUAGUGAGAAUGUCCCAGUCAGUAUGAACUGAUGGAAUGGACCACAUGAAUCUUUCAGAGGCUUCUGGUAGCUCUCCUGGCCUCUCCCCCUUGGAUGCAGAGACCCUGUGCAUUGUUCGUUAUACAAGCCAAAGUUAUAUGGUUAUUUAUUUCAUUGCUGCUAUUUUCAAUUCAACCUGUAGGAAUACUUGAAUGUUUACAAUUCACUUCAUGCUACAUUUUCACCAUGUGCCUCCUUGGCAACGUCUGUAUUUUCAAAAAUCAACUAGAGGAUUUUGUUUCAGGAAGCUGGAGGCUAGAAGCAGUGAAGGAGCAGGCCUGGCGUCCUCACUGUAAGCCAGAGACUCCCUGUCUGGGCUUGAACCCUGAGUUUGACUUUUCAUUCAUUUAGGGGACAUUUUUCCAAAUCCCCAUGUUCUAGGAAAGUUACAAUUUCAUCAUGUGGAAGAUGGCAGGAGGCACACAUCAAUGCAACUGAUUGGCCGGGGGGAGAAAGGAUCUCUUAAAAUCCUGCAUUUCAUGCUUGUUAAAGACAUAGUCUUGAGAGGAGGGAGGGCAGCUAGAAUAGGGGAGUCCUGGUGGUUUUUAAACCAUUCAACCAGCUUUGGAAAUAAGGGUUCUAGCUGCCAAGGCUCACAGGCAAACACGGAAGACUGAACAACAAAGUUAAGCACCUAAAGACACAAUGCAUCCUCUCUGUAGGUACCCUAGACAUUAGGUGCAGAUUGAUAAAAGCAACAUUGUUUAUUACUAGACUGGGAAAUCUACCUUAGCUCAGGACAAGCUGCCCUGGGAUGCUGUGGCCAGACACAUGAUGUGAGGCCACUGCCGCAGCAGUGGGUCACCUGAAGGUCCAGGUGAACGAGUAGGACCUAAUAAAUACUCCGGUGAAGGGAUCUCUCAUGCUAUUAUUUUCUUUAAUCUUCUUGGUGAGGGGAAAUGGAUAGAAACCACAGUCUUACGUAAAACAGAAGCAACUGCUAAUAGUUCUGUUUGGAGUUUGCUUAUGCCUUGUCAAACAGGGUACCCACAUGAUUUUGAAUUCCAGCCUGCUAACCACUGACAAUGUGAUUUUGUAGCUUACUGAAGUGCCUGCUCUGUGGAGUUCAUACAUGGUAGGCUGUACGAUUACAUGAGAAGUAUGGUGAGCACCUAUGACUUACCUUUAGUAAGUCAAAAACUUGUUUGUUGUAAAAGUUCUCUUUUCCCUUUUCACUUAUUUUUUUUUUAAUGAAAACAAACCACAAAGUAGUUUUAUCGCACUAUUUCUCUUUUUAAUAAAGUUUCAUAUAUUCUAAAAUGGCAAA